Messenger RNA from Blastocystis hominis, 784 nucleotides. RefSeq lists its product as hypothetical. Gene Ontology annotation, molecular function: mRNA binding. The transcript is spliced from 7 exons. Gene Ontology annotation, cellular component: nucleus. Gene Ontology annotation, biological process: mRNA export from nucleus. The record is from RefSeq and is a predicted model, not a curated record. The coding region runs from base 1 to 759 and encodes 252 amino acids. Lineage: Eukaryota; Bigyra; Opalinata; Blastocystidae.
AUGUAUAGAGGAGACAUGAACAAUAAUAAUAAUGAUUAUAUAAAUAUGGGUUUGGACGAAAUCAUCUCCAGAAAGAGGAGCAAUCAAAUAAAGAGGAAUAAGAACCAAAUGAAGUUCAACCGGGAUAGUGUUAUUCGCAAGCCUGGAGUGGCUUAUCGUGGCAGAAACGACUAUGUAAAGCAACAGCUGAAUAACAGAAAUGGUCGUUCGGCCAGAAUGAUGCAAAACCGCAUUCAGGACAGAAGAAGCCGCAACAUGGAAGGAAACUGGAAGCAUGAUCGUUUUUCUGGAAGAGCUCAGGGUGCUGCACUUCCUCAACAACCUGCUCCUCAAAGAAUCGCACCAGCUCCAGUGACGUUCGAAGUCGCCACCCAGGUGUUUUUCGGAGGAUUAGACCCCUCUGUUGAUCGGGAUGUGUUGGAAAAGCUUUUCGGCAGCGUACCGAACAUGGUGUCUAUACUCAUGGAUACGGAUAGCGAAAACCAUUUCAAAGGAACCGGAGCAGUGACGUAUUCGAACCGCACCGAUGCAGAGAAGGCGAUCCAGACAUUCGACAAUCAGCGUUUGGAUUGCAAUGGAAUCUCGAUGACAAUGCGUGUACGUAUGAUUGGAACCGUCGUGAACGUGAACAAUAACAACAAUAACAACAAUAACAACAACAACACGCAGUCUGCUGAUCCGAACGGGCUGCACAUGGCUGCCAUGGACAAUCCGAACGACCCCCGCUUUGGACCCGAUUUUGUACCUGUCGAUGCCUAACCAAGAGCACGUAAAUGGCAAGAAU